AAUUCAGUUCGUCAAAGUCGGAGUCGUGCGUUUGUUUGAAAUAAAAUGACUGGCCGUGGUAAAGGAGGAAAAGGUUUGGGAAAAGGAGGAGCAAAGCGUCAUCGCAAGGUGCUUCGUGAUAACAUCCAGGGAAUUACGAAGCCAGCUAUCCGACGCCUCGCUCGUCGUGGUGGAGUAAAGCGUAUUUCCGGAUUAAUUUAUGAAGAGACCCGUGGCGUGCUGAAAGUUUUCCUGGAAAACGUUAUUCGUGACGCCGUAACUUACACCGAACACGCCAAGAGGAAAACCGUCACUGCUAUGGAUGUUGUGUACGCCUUGAAGCGACAGGGACGCACUCUGUACGGAUUCGGUGGUUAAUUUAUAGACGGAGCAUCAUCUAGUAAUCGGAAAACUCGUUUACGGCAAACAACGGCCCUUUUCAGGGCCA
Molecule: messenger RNA, 427 nt
Organism: Anopheles coustani
Lineage: Eukaryota; Metazoa; Arthropoda; Insecta; Diptera; Culicidae
Product: histone H4
Exons: 1
Coding region: 46-357 (103 amino acids)
Biological process (GO): nucleosome assembly
Cellular component (GO): nucleosome
Molecular function (GO): protein heterodimerization activity; DNA binding; structural constituent of chromatin
Source: RefSeq, a predicted model, not a curated record